CCGCGCAUGCGCUGACACCUUUCAGUUGAACACCCCCCUGGAAGCGUCACGGACCGGUGCAGCAGCAGCAGCAGCAGCAGCAGCGGCGUGUGUGUCUCAUCACGAAGAGAGAGACCGAGAGAAACAUCACCGCCUUUUCCACCGAGCAUCUUCCACCGACCGACACCGGACUCGAGUGGGAGCACACACACACACAGACUGUCCUCCUGCUGUCCACAGUUCCCCCUCUUCUUCCUCCUCCUCCACCUCCUCCUCCUCCUCCUCAAAAUGUCCGUUGGCAGUGACUUUGGGAACCCUUUAAGAAAAUUCAAACUCGUCUUUCUGGGGGAGCAAAGUGUUGGAAAGACGUCUCUGAUCACACGGUUCAUGUAUGACAGCUUUGACAACACGUAUCAGGCCACAAUUGGAAUUGACUUCCUGUCGAAAACCAUGUACUUGGAAGAUCGAACGCUUUCUCUCUCUGAACCCCAGGUGAGGUUGCAGCUCUGGGACACAGCGGGACAGGAGCGCUUCAGGAGCCUCAUUCCCAGUUAUAUACGGGACUCCACUGUGGCUGUGGUGGUCUACGACAUUACAAAUGUUAAUUCAUUCCAGCAGACGUCAAAAUGGAUUGAGGACGUGAGAACAGAGAGAGGAAGUGACGUCAUCAUCAUGCUCGUUGGCAAUAAAACAGACCUGGCAGAUAAGAGGCAAAUCACAAUUGAGGAAGGCGAACAGAGGGCUAAAGAGCUGAGCGUCAUGUUCAUAGAGACCAGCGCCAAGACGGGUUACAACGUCAAACAGCUGUUUCGGCGUGUGGCAGCUGCUCUUCCGGGAAUGGAAAGUAUUCAAGAACCAAGCAAACAAGGGAUGGUCAACAUCAACAUGCACAAACCGCAAGAGCCCCAGACUACUGAAGGCGGAUGUUCCUGUUAAUACUCAGCACCGUCCUGGAGAAGAAGAAAAAAACAAAAAAACAAAACAUCAUUUACACCACAUGCUUGUUAUGUUGCUUCCUAUUGGUUAACCUGCAGUUGACUUUUGCACGUUGAGAAUCUGGCCUCCUCACCUGACUACUGGUCAUCGGUUGGAACUAGCAAUAUGUGAAUUUGGUUCUAAAGUAGUGUAGCCUACUUUGUUAACGAAACUGCCAAAAUGUCUUACAACUUGCAAAAAAUAAAAGAUAGAGGGAAAAAAAAGAAGACAAAGAUGUGACAACAACAAAAAAAAGAUCCCCAAAGUUGCAUAUGUGGAUACAAUUUUUUAAGUAGAUAAGGAAGUUCCCCAAGUUUCUUUUUUGUAUAUUUUUGUAUAUUCAGGGAAAUCUCUCUGGAAAGGUUGUUUUUUUUUAAAAGAUGCAAACGACUCUUGCUCUGUAUUUGAGAGCUUGAUAAGAACAGAUGGUUUGAGUACGUAUUUUUAUGGAUCGCACUCUUGUUACAGGCAAAAAAAACCAACAACAACAUAAAGGCCCUCUGUCUAAAAAUGUACCUAAGUGUUAACCACAUUAAACUCUUACCUAACCUGUUACUUCACCUAAACAUUUUUAAUCUUAAGCGCAGCGCUCCUGCCUAUAACCCCUGUGGGAUCCAUAAUUUUACGUUCUAGAUGCUACAGUACGAACAGUUACAUCCUGAGUAUCUAAUGCAUGCCUAGUUUUUCAGCAUAGGUACUGUCUACCAGUGUACACAAGUUUGAGUAUGUAACAUUACACCAGUGACUUAAUGCACUCUGAUAAUGACUAGUCCAAGUCUCUUUGUUUCUGAAAACUGUUGAACUGGAUUUGUAUACUUGACUUGAGAAUAUCUUUUUGUCGUGCGUGUGUAAAAUGUGUGCUUUCUGUAUAGGCAACGUUAGGAUGCAGUUAUAUAGAGGGCCACUGCCAGGUCGUGUCAUUCUUGCCACAUUGCCACAGUAUGUCAUAGACUCCCCCGACUCACAGCAGUAUGACAUCUACUGUCGCCGCAUUGUGUGAUAUCUUGUAGUUAUGUGAUUAUGGUAGCCUGCACAUAUGCUGUAUAAGUGAGCAGUGGGGAAUCGAAGCCCUUGCCUUGCGUCACAGAGGGGACGUAAACACAAAAGUCCCUGCUCCCCCCUUCGUGUGGUGGUGAUCUGUAGGUUCUGUGAUGUAAACAGACCUUCAACAUUGUAAAUCAGUGCAUCGUUUCAUUCCUGACAAAAAAACUAAUUUGCACAUGUAGACCUUUCAGGUUAAUAUGAAGUUCUGAAAAGCUUCAUUGUAAAUGUACAGUCACUUAAUUCAAGACCCAUCUGAUUGUCAUAGAAACUGUUCACAUAGCGUGUCCCCCCACUGAGAUGAGGUUUUCUUUGCUGCUUGUGUUUAAACUGACUACUGACGUUAGCAUUAUGCAAUGCUGUUUUAAAAAAAAAAAAAAAGUUUUCUUUAGAGCCAGGUAUCAUGACGUACUGGUGGUGAAGUCAGCCAGUGUUGAGAACACUACUUUGAUUUGACUCGUCUUUGAAGUGAAAUCUUACUGCACUUUUUAAGAACAUGUUUUAGAAAUUAGAGUGACGAUGUAAGUCUUAGAAGAAAACAUGGUUUAAAAAAA
Messenger RNA from Larimichthys crocea (large yellow croaker), 2549 nucleotides. It is a transcript of the gene rab6ba, whose product is annotated as RAB6B, member RAS oncogene family a. Bases 268 to 915 code for a protein of 215 amino acids. Gene Ontology annotation, molecular function: GTP binding; GTPase activity. The transcript has 8 exons. The record is from RefSeq and is a predicted model, not a curated record. Lineage: Eukaryota; Metazoa; Chordata; Actinopteri; Sciaenidae.